AUAAGGUAGGCCUAGAACUAAUCAUUAAUACUCCCUUUUGCCGUCAAGAAACAGACUGAGUCCAAGCUGUGGGGCUCCAAUAAAUUAAUUUUACAAAUGACUAGCAAAUGAAGUGUGGAUUUAUAUGGCGAUUUUGAGAUGUUCGCUGAGGACUCAAGUCUGGAAUUGUACGAAGGCAGAGACCCACAGCCAAAAGCCUUGGGGACUAUGACUAAUCCUUGAGGAGCUAUGAAAUGAUGGCCAUCCUUUCAUUUUACCCUAGUCACAAAUAUCGCACAUUUCGAAUACAAUAUGAGGAAACGGUAUCGUGCUUGUGAAGAGUGCCAUCGUCUCAAGAUCAAGUGCGAUGUAAGUACGUCCACUGGAGCGGCGUGCGAGCGGUGUAGCCGCAACAACGUGGAGUGCGUGCCGGCGGCAUCUCGUCUUCAGCGCGACCGCAUCAAUGAGCUCGAAGCUCAGGUCCAGGAAUUCAAGAACGCGCUUCGAGACCAGAGCAGAAGCAUGACGCCGAACCGGUCGCCCGGUAGCCUGCUGGAGAACCACAAUCAUGCCGUGUUAUCGUUCUUGGACGCCCGUAUUCCGCCAAGCAAACAACAAGAUCUGCUCCGCCUCUUUGCGCACCAGGCGGGAGCUGCGUGGCCAGUGAUUCGCCUGACCAUGACACUGGACCGUAUUCGUGCGAAAUCUCCAAUACUACUGCUCUCUGUGCUGGUGUAUUGUGUCACGCAGGAGACGCAAGGCACUGAGCUCGACGUGCACGACGAGCUCGUGCGAGAAACAAUGCACAUCCUUGGCGACGAGGUAAUAGGCAGGGGACAGCGAUCCCUUGAACUCGUGCAGGCGCUGCUCGUGGCGGCCUUUUGGAACAAGACCACGCGGAGAGGGCAGCAGGCAAGUUGCUAUCAGAUCGUCCAACUAGCUGCUGACAUGGCCAUUGACCUCGGGAUUGCCGGGGUUUCGCUGCAGCCCUCUCCGGUGGCGUAUUUCUGCCGGCACGAGGAUCCAACAUCACUCGAGGCACGGCGUACUUGGCUUGCCUGUUUCGUGGCACUCUCGACAUCAUCUAUAAGUAUGCGUCGGCCUAUUACAGUCACGUGGAAUUCUCAUCACCAAGACUGCCUCUUACACCUGGAAAGCAGAGGGGAACAAUCCGAUAUUCUGCUUUGUCAGAUCGUUCGCAUCACCCAGCUGAUUCAAGAGAUUUCCAACCACCUUUGUCUUUGCCAAUUAGCUACUUUCGUAGACGGCAACGACUACAGUUCUCAUGCUACAAUUGAGACUCUGAAGGACAAGGUCGACGCAUGGGCAGCUCAGGUUCCACGUAGCCUUGCAUCGUCACAGACGCUCAAAGUGUGGCGUCAUGUAGCCAUGAUACAUAUUUACGAACUUGUGCUACAUACCCCUACAAACAAGGCAUCGUUUGCAGCACCGUUUAUCCCGGGACGCAUCGCUAUCAAAGACUUCCCAAUACCAGCCAAUAUCAUCCCUCCUCUCAAAACGGCGCUUGAAGCCAUCAUCCAGAACUGCCACGCCGUCAUUGACACUGCCGCAGAGAUGGACCCUGUUCUGUUACUCAGCCUCCCUACGUUUUGUUUUGCCCCAACCGUGAUAUACUCUCUUUUCGUGCUGGUCACUGUCUUGGUGGCGGCUACCGACCCAGCAAACACUUACGGAAAAUGUCUAACAAAGGACAGUUUCCGCAUCGAGCAGUGUGGUCUGAAGCUGCGAGAUUUGAUAGCAUGUAUUAAGUCUCUUGAUCCUACGUUGAGUUGCUACACGACUCGCAUGUUUGACGCGACAGGGUGGCUUGAGGAAUGGUACAACGACUACACUGCUAUUCUCCGGCGAUACGAGACAAACAUGGCUCACUAGUAUAAGACACAGGAAUUGGGUGGCUUGUGAUUUACUCUUGAUCAAAUAAUAUAUACUUGGCUUAGCGCAGACAUUAUAUAAGUAUACUACGCAUCACGGUAUAAUAGAAUUUAAGCUUAGCAUCUAAUUAUUAAGGUUUAGUUCGAGAACACC
Truncatella angustata is the source of this 2025-nucleotide messenger RNA. RefSeq lists its product as uncharacterized. The record is from RefSeq and is a predicted model, not a curated record. Gene Ontology annotation, cellular component: nucleus. Gene Ontology annotation, biological process: DNA-templated transcription; regulation of DNA-templated transcription. NCBI's taxonomy places the organism in Eukaryota, Fungi, Ascomycota, Sordariomycetes, Amphisphaeriales, Sporocadaceae. Gene Ontology annotation, molecular function: zinc ion binding; DNA-binding transcription factor activity, RNA polymerase II-specific; transcription cis-regulatory region binding. The coding region runs from base 292 to 1872 and encodes 526 amino acids. The transcript has a single exon.